ACUGAACGUUUUCGUGAGAAACACUUCUCGAUUAAUAUGGACCUAGAGACUGUGUGUUUGUCCUCAAAUCCGUUCGUGAAGAUUAAGUAAGUGUUAAAGUGGCUCAUCAUGGAGAACUAUACAGCCCCAUCAACAAAUUCAACAUACAAUUUCAGUGCAAACCCAUUGACAACAGUGAAAACUAUGUCACGACCAAAAAGCCCUACAUCUACUUGGUACGAGACUGGAAAAGUGCAAAUUCCCCUGUAUUCUAUUAUUUUUAUGUUGGCUGUUGUUGGAAAUACUCUGGUGAUCCUGACUUUGGUCCGAAACCGAAGAAUGAGGACCAUAACGAACUUGUUUCUGCUAAACCUUGCAGUAUCAGACCUUCUACUUGGGGUCCUUUGUAUGCCCUUCACAUUGAUUGGAGCUCUUUUGCGUGACUUUGUCUUCGGUGAAGUUAUGUGCAAACUCGUUCCGUUCUUACAAGCUUGUUCCGUAUCGGUUGGAGCUUGGACGCUGGUAGCCAUAUCUGUUGAGAGGUAUUACGCCAUUUGUCAUCCGCUUCGAUCACUAAGAUGGCAAACUUCGAGCCAUGCCUAUAAGCUAAUUGCUGCAAUCUGGAUUGGGAGCCUCAUUUGCAUGUCACCUAUAGCUUUACUCAGUCAGCUGAAGCCCACAAAACAGGGUAAUCACAAAUGCCGAGAAAGCUGGUAUUCCAAGAGGCAGGAAAGAGCGUACAAUAUUUUCCUCGACGUUAUUCUUCUCCUCAUUCCAUUACUUGUGAUGCUGACGACGUAUUCUCUGAUUGCCAGAACUUUGUAUAAGGGAAUGAAAUCGGAGAGGGCACUACGAGACAGUUACGUGAAUGGUGAUAUGGAAGUUUUCAUACAACAAAAGACGGCGAAAACUACCACAAUAAGCCGUCGAAACUCAAGUGUCCAAUCAAGUUUUCGACAAUUUCCCCAGAACUCAACUUCAUCGACCAGGAACACGAAAACAUUUUUGAGACACCUCACCUUGAGAAGAACAAAUGCCGAUCGCAGUCUCCACAACAAGAAGCGGGUCAUCAAGAUGCUUUUUGCUGUCGUUUUAGAGUUUUUCAUAUGCUGGACACCCCUGUACAUAAUAAAUACAGUGGCUCUCUUCGAUCCGUUCAUUAUAUACAAUGGCUUAGGCUACACAGCAAUAAGUUUCUUUCAGCUAUUGGCCUAUACGUCUAGUUGCUGUAAUCCUAUAACUUACUGCUUCAUGAACAGAGCUUUCAGAAAAACUUUCGUCAAUAUUUUCGGAUGUUUAGGGAAGUACAAUAAUGAUUUGGCUGGGAGUGACAUCAAUAUGGUCACGAAAUGGGUUCACAAGUUUCCUGAACCUAAUACCUAGGUGUUGGCUGUGUAAAAUUUGGAUGUUUGAAGAAUAUGAACAUUUAAAUUUUUCCUUGUGUGAUAAAAUUGGUGAUUAUGGAUUGGAAUACAAAGGGAGGAGUGCUCAUACAAAGUCUCGUAAGCUUAUAAGGCCCAUAAUGAAAUACAUUCAGUGUAUUUGCUAUUGAAUAAGAAUUGUAAUUUUUGAUUACUCAUUCAUAUUUUGAAAGGUAUGAAUAUGUUGAAAAAUUCGGUCCGAAAUGACUAAACCUAUAAACCUACAUUUGUCUGUUGAAAAACAUGGUCUUAAAUAAACACAACCGUUGGAAAUAAAAGAGGCAAAACUACAACUUUCACCAAAGAUUUCGAAAUAUUGCAACUAUAACUAUUCAGUCUCAAAAUUGAAAUACAAACAAAUUUAUAAGGAAUCCUCGAAUCGGAAAUUAUCCAUAAUCACCUGAUUAUGGUCACAACAUUUUCAGCAAUGCGAUAUACAAAAAUUAGUCGUGAUCUCAUGCAUUGCAAAUGUCCAAAAUGUAAACUAGGCAAAUUUUAGGGAUGGGGGAUUGUAUGGAAAAUAUUUCAGUAACAUCUUCCUUUUGUGGAUCAUAAUAUAUCAAUCGACUUUCCGUCGGUAAACAAUUGGUGGAAUAAGUAAGAAUUUCUUAAUUUAUUUCCAUUUUUUCCAUGUCUAAAUAGAUGUUUCUCUGUGAUACCUGUGAUUAUAACUCCAAAAAUGAUAUGUAAGAUGUGUUUGAAAUGUGUAAAUACAGGCAUUUUCCUAAGAAUAAAA
Coccinella septempunctata (seven-spotted ladybird) is the source of this 2136-nucleotide messenger RNA. RefSeq names its product cholecystokinin receptor-like. Gene Ontology annotation, biological process: neuropeptide signaling pathway. NCBI's taxonomy places the organism in Eukaryota, Metazoa, Arthropoda, Insecta, Coleoptera, Coccinellidae. The transcript has 5 exons. The record is from RefSeq and is a predicted model, not a curated record. Gene Ontology annotation, molecular function: neuropeptide receptor activity; gastrin receptor activity. The coding region runs from base 109 to 1362 and encodes 417 amino acids. Gene Ontology annotation, cellular component: membrane.